AACAGUAAGUGUGUUUUAAAAGCUACGAGUAUUUGUUACAGUGGGAGACUACCCAGACUACAGGAAACGGUAAACCAAGCGGACUUCUGAGACCAAUCGCUUCUAAGUUGUACUGACAAGCUAACACACAUGAGGAUAGAACUGUGACCUCAGGCAACAGCGUAAAAAAACGACAUGGACCAACGGAGUUAAGAAGUUCAAUAUCUGGAUCUCGAUCAUUUGCUAUUAUAGGCUACAUCAUUUUGCGCCCAGAAUCUCGUAAGGACUACAUCCUUCUGUUAUCAUGCCUGCCAAAACAAAGUACAAUUUAGUUGAUGAUGGUCAUGAUUUGCGAAUUCCUUUACAUAACGAGGAAGCGUUCCAACAUGGUAUAAAUUUCGAAGCGAAGUAUAUCGGUAGUCUAGAUGUGGCACGACCCAAUAGCCGCGUGGAAAUAGUUGCGGCCAUGAGAAGAAUACGGUAUGAAUUUAAAGUGAAGAAUAUCAAGAAGAAGAAAGUCAACAUAAUUGUCUCGGUGGAUGGAGUGAAAGUGGUUCUCCGGAAAAAGAAAAAGAAAAAAGAAUGGACCUGGGAUGAGAGUAAGAUGAUGGUGAUGCAAGAUCCCAUUUACAGGAUAUUCUAUGUUUCCCAUGACUCCCAGGAUUUGAAAAUCUUCAGUUACAUAGCGAGAGACGGACAGAGCAAUGUGUUCAGAUGUAAUGUCUUCAAAUCAAAGAAGAAGAGCCAGGCGAUGCGGAUAGUGCGGACUGUCGGACAGGCCUUUGAGGUUUGCCAUAAGCUCAGUUUGCAGCACACCCAGCAGAAUGCCGACGGCCAGGAGGACGGGAACAGUGACAAGACCUGCUCAGACUCUGGAGUGCAAGCCCGAGAACUGACCGGCGCGGAGAAAACGGUUGCCGAGGAAACGGAUAUCGAUGCCGAGGAGCUGCCCCUGCCAGACAGCACGGUGGACGAGUUUAACCGCGGGGUCACCGACCUGGACGCCGCCAAAGAGGAUGACAGCAAGGACAAAAAGGUCUCUGAAGAACCCUCGAUCCUGCUGGCCACUCCCAAAAUGCUCCUGCCGUCUUCCAGCCAGCUGCCGGCCAGCACGCCGCUGUCUGUCCACCACCAAAUCCAGCUCCUGCAGCAGCAGCUCACCCAGCAGCAGCAGCAGACCCAGGUGGCAGUGGCACAGGUCCACCUUCUGAAGGACCAGCUUUCUGCAGAAGCAGCGGCGAGGAUUGAAGCCCAGGCCCGAGUGCACCAGUUACUGCUGCAGAACAAAGAUCUGCUCCAGCAUAUCUCCGUACUGGUCAAACAGAUCCAGGAGCUGGAACUCAGACUAGCCGGACAAGGGUCCAUGGGAUCACAAGACAGUCUGCUUGAGAUCACCUUCCGUGCCAACGUGCCCCCUGUUCUCUGUGACCCCACCACCCCACGACCAGAGGACACCACUCUACCGACGCUCAAUGAUGGGACGCAGCUAGCCAUGCCGCUGGGAAGCCCUUUAGGUAGGGACCAGUGUCUGGUCAAGUUCGAGUGUUUUCGUUUCCUCCCGGGACCACCCCAGCAGGACCAGGGCCAGGACCAGCCCCCUCAGGGCAUCUCCCCAACACGGGACGAGUUGCUCAGUAGCUUGGAGCUGCUGAAGUUCCGCGAGUCGGGCAUAGCGUCUGAGUACGAGUCCAACACGGACGAGAGCGAUGAGCGUGACAGCUGGGGGCAGCAGGAUGACAGCACGCUGCGUCUGCUCAACGUACUAAACAAGCACAGUCCGCCAGACUGCCUGGACGACGAAAUCGCCGUUUAG
Molecule: messenger RNA, 1792 nt
Organism: Chanos chanos (milkfish)
Lineage: Eukaryota; Metazoa; Chordata; Actinopteri; Gonorynchiformes; Chanidae
Gene: nos1apa
Product: nitric oxide synthase 1 (neuronal) adaptor protein a
Exons: 10
Coding region: 284-1792 (502 amino acids)
Molecular function (GO): nitric-oxide synthase binding
Source: RefSeq, a predicted model, not a curated record